Salvelinus sp. IW2-2015 is the source of this 1717-nucleotide messenger RNA. Its product is annotated as zinc finger protein 180-like. Gene Ontology annotation, molecular function: DNA-binding transcription factor activity, RNA polymerase II-specific; RNA polymerase II cis-regulatory region sequence-specific DNA binding. The record is from RefSeq and is a predicted model, not a curated record. Gene Ontology annotation, biological process: regulation of transcription by RNA polymerase II. Gene Ontology annotation, cellular component: nucleus. Lineage: Eukaryota; Metazoa; Chordata; Actinopteri; Salmoniformes; Salmonidae.
AGUUGGUUUUUCCCAAAGCGUAKUGAAUUCAGACUACAGAGUAGUAGGCUGAUACACAGCCAAUACAGUACGUAGCGGCAUGCAUCUAUAACAAUUGUAUGCGGACCGCCAUAAUACCAAAGAAGAAGAAGACCACUUCCUUCACUACAGCUUUGAGUCUGCUCCGUGAAGCGGAAGAAGUAUGAAUGCACUGACUACUGCGGAGGUUGCAUUGCUGUAAAUGCUGCAUGGCCACUGCAGAGGUCGGAUUGAACAUACAUCGGGUUUUACUGGUUCGUUGCACGGAUAGCGCAGCGGUAAUCAGUCUGGUAUUUACAAGGCUACACUUACUGGGCCUCAGACAAUUAACUAUCUGGACUUUCGAAGGGGACGUUGUUCCAACAGACUCUCGGGUAGAGUUAGACGAUAACAGACAACAGGAUUAUUGGUGGAUAGGGUGUUGAACGUUUUAUUGACUCRAAUAGAUAAUGUAAAAUCUUAUCCAGGAUCUUCCUGAAGUAAGAUUAGCCUACAUCAGACAUUUGUCACAAUUUAAGUCGAGUUGUGAUAUUUAAAAUUACGUUUGAUUGCUCUGGUCUAGCUCUUCUUUCUAUGAAUGCUAUGACAAAGAAUAACUAGUGUACGGUACACAUUUACUGUCAAGUUUUUUAUUUGAAGAAACGUUGAAGAAAGAAUAGCUUCGACGAUGGAUCGGGACAGAGCUAGCCCGUCCCCCUCCAACCUGCCGGAGUCCCCUGGUCGCAACUCUCCCGGUAGCGCCUUACUGCUGGAUCUGAAGAGGGUGUCUGUGCGGCUGGUCGACUGCAGGAAAACACCAGGGCAGAGUGGAACUGUGAGAGAAGGACACGAGGAGGGAGAUGGAGAUUUGAUUUCAUCAAGGGACUCCCAUAACCAUCGCUCUUUCAGUGGAAGGUACUUAUCAUCUGGGGAGCCUCAACAACAUCAUGUUGCUGAAGAGGCAGAGAAGAGUCUCUCCAGAUCAGAUCACCUCAAUAAACACCAGCAGAGAAGUACAGUGAAGAAACCUCACCACUGUUACUCUGACUUUGGGAAGAGUUUUACUAGACUGAGGUCCUUAAUUCACCAGCAGAUUCACACUGGAGAGAAACUGUACUGCUGCUCUCAGUGUGGGAGGGGUUUUYCAGCAUCUAAUGCCUUAAAAUAUCAUCUGAAAAUUCAUACAGGMGAGAGGCCUUACCCCUGCCUUGAUUGUGGGAAAAGCUUUGCUAAUUCAGGAGGCCUGACCAUACACAAGCGUUUACACACUGGAGAGAAACCUUAUAGCUGUGAUCAGUGUAGGAAGAGCUUCAAUCAGUCAGGACACCUGACUACACACCAGCGAACACACACUGGAGAGAGGCCUUAUAGCUGUGAUCAAUGUGGGAAAAGAUUCAAUCAGUCAGGAGAGCUGACUACACACCAGCGAACACACACUGGACAGAGGCCUUAUAGCUGUGAUCAAUGUGGGAAGAGAUUCAAUCAGUCAGGAGAGCUGACUACACACAAGCUAACACACACUGGAGAGAGYCCUUACGUCUGUCUAUGUGGAAAAAGCUUUGCUCGAGCUUCCACCCUGACUAGACACCAGCGAACACACACUGGAGAGAAACCUUAUAGCUGUGAUCAGUGUGGAAAGAGUUUUUCUCAAACUUUCUCCCUGACUAAACACAAGCUAACACACACUGGAGAGAAUUCAAAUUUUGGAUUAAGACAAUGA